Messenger RNA from Coregonus sp. 'balchen', 1652 nucleotides. The record is from the annotation of a GenBank genome assembly. Lineage: Eukaryota; Metazoa; Chordata; Actinopteri; Salmoniformes; Salmonidae.
GAUCAACCAUCGACAAAUUUGCAGAUCAUCAUCACCAAAGCCUCAACUUCAACACAGUGAGUGUGUCAUUUUGUGUCUCAAACGGUAUGUAUUUUCUCUGACAAUCUUUUAAAUCGAUUUUAUCUUUAAAAACAUAAUUGCAGGAAAUGUUUUUGUAACAGACGUUUGCAAAAACUAUUGCAAAAAUAGACUAUGAUUCAUCUUACUAUCUUAUAUCUAUCCUGAGACGAGACGCAUCCACUUUUGACAAACUUAAAUCUAUUUUUUUUAUUCUUUCUCAGUGGCAAUGUCUGGCGCCCCAGUGUCCGCCCUCUGUCUGCUGUUCCUGCUAUCUGUGUGCACUGCCUGCUACAUCUCCAACUGCCCCAUAGGAGGCAAGAGAUCAGCACUAGACUUCCCAUCCAGAAAGGUACCCAGUCAUUCUCAGCAGUUCCACUUUGUUACUGUUUAUUGUAACUGUGUGUCUGUUAUAGAGUUAGAUUGGUGGCUGCCUGCCAUAGAGGCUUGCCUCUUAGCUUCGAAGGGUUGGGAUUGCACAUUUAAGUCAAAGGUUAUUGUAUGUCAAUAUUGUAUAUUGUAUUUUACUGGGUUUUUUGUUAACCACAAAGCUUAAAACCACUUCCCUUUUCUAUAAGUAAAUCACUUUUAUCUAUAAAAACAAUGUAACUUUAUGUUUCCUAUUAUCUUUCCAGUGCAUGUCGUGUGGCCCCGGGGACAGGGGCCGCUGCUUUGGCCCCAGUAUCUGCUGUGGGGAGGGGAUGGGCUGCUACGUGGGCUCCCCAGAGGCAGCUGGUUGUGUGGAGGAGAACUACCUGCCCUCUCCCUGUGAGGCCGGAGGAAGAUUGUGUGGCUCUGAAGAGCGACGUUGUGCUGCGCCAGGGAUUUGCUGUGACGUGGGUAAGACCAAGACUACUCUCCUGUGUUCCUGUAUAGCAACUGUUUCUAUCCAUACUGAAUGAUUCUGCAAAAUAGCAAAAAGCCUUGCAUGCAGUAGGGUUUGUUUUUCUAUUUAUUGCUCGUUGUGGCAAUUUCAAUAGACCAUUUAAUUGUUAAUAGCAUGUGCCAAGCUCUUGUGGUAUUGAAUACAUUCUUAUUGUCAGCUAGCUAACUAUUUGUUCCAAGAUCACUUAUUAAGAGUUCAGGAAUAAAUGUGGUGUUGUAUAGCCAUUGGCCAAAGUCAAUGGUAAAACUGUACAAAUUAACUGUAUUGCUUGUGAGUUCACCUGGAUUCAGUUUGAUAUUGUAGGUUACAGUUGUGUGACAGAUUGUCUAUUUGUACCUUUUCUCUUUUAGAGGGUUGUAGUAUUGACCAAUCCUGUUUUGAGGACGAAGCUGCCGAAUACAUAAGCCAAUCAGAGAGCAGUAGCCAUGACAACGAUCUGCUGAUGAAGCUACUGCACAUGAUUAGCCACACCCCUCCCCACAGAGUCCACCAAUAAAACAGCCUCUAGGGGUUUUCAGGGACAGUCCUGAGUUGAAGGACAGUGUAAAGAAAUCUGUAACAUCUUUCAAUGUCAGAGGCAUACCUGCAGUAUGUACAUACAUUUUCUAUAGCAGAUAGAUAUAGACGUAAAAUCUGAGUUUUUGCUUGUAACUGCUUGUGUAAUGGCUUGUGCUCUGAGACAAAUAAAGCUUACUGUACAAAAACAUAA